CCAUUAGUCCUUGCAUGGUGAAUGACCUAAGCCAGAGAGCCACUACAUUUUCCUACAGAAAGAGAAAGGGGGAAAUUAACAACCACCUUUCUUUACCUGUCACUGUAUGUUUGCCAGGGCGUGGGUGUGGUGGUGUUGCCAUUGUUUUUUAUCGGCAACAAUAAUUUCAUAUAAACUUGACAAAGGGUAAACCGAGGGUGCGGUGGUGUUGCCAUUGUUGGUCGUCGAUCGUCCAGUAAAUUAUUCUGUAUAUAGACUAAAACUGAAAGAAAGGGGAAUGGAUCGAACAACCAUGAACGAGAAGGCUUCGGUAACUAAGGAGCUCAACGCCAAGCACGCCAGAAUCUUGGAGGGUCUCGUUAAGCUACCGGAGAAUCGAGAAUGUGCAGAUUGUCGGAGCAAGGGCCCGAGAUGGGCGAGCGUUAACCUGGGAAUAUUCAUAUGCAUGCAAUGUUCAGGAAUCCAUCGGAGCCUCGGAGUUCAUAUCUCUAAGGUACGCUCGACGACUCUGGACACUUGGUUGCCGGAGCAGGUUGCUUUCAUGCAAUCCAUGGGUAACGAAAAGGCCAACGGUUAUUGGGAAGCAGAUCUGCCAACCAACUACGACAGGACGGCCAGGAUAGAGGCAUACAUUCGUGAGAAGUAUCAGGAGAAGAAAUGGGUCCCGAAGAAAGCAGCAACGCAACCAAUCCCUAUACAAGGAGAAAACACUAGCUUUAAAUUCGAAAAUUCUGGUGACGGUGGACCCAAGAGUUGCGUUCCGAAGAAUAAAACGAGGAAAUUCUCUCUCGAUGACGAGAUUCUCUCCAAGUAUGUGGCACAGGUAUCUCCCACGCCAAGACCUCGGGCGGGUUCUUUAGAUAAGAUGGACACGGUUCUGACUUCGUCUCCGGUAGGGCUGGUUUCUAAGCACAAUAAUUCUGCACCGAAGGGUAGUAAUGGUAACACGGAUCUCUUCAGCUUGCUCUAUGCCCAAGACGCGAAGUCGGGUCCUUCUUCGACUGUCCCUUCUCGGUGGGCGACGUUCGAGUGAGGAAAUCCAGAGAUUCGAGUACCCAGAGAUAUAUAUACAGUAUCCAAGAAUUUUCUCUCGCUGGAGUAAAACUUGCAGCUAAAAGGGUGGGAAUGGAGACCAAGGUCCAGGGUUCAAUUCUGGCGCGUCUACUGGCGUCGGAAUGGGAAGAUGGUCCAACUGGUGUUCAUAUGCAUGGCACUUGUGGGGCUAGCCAUUGGCUGAGGCAAUUUGUAUUUAGCAGAGGCACCGAAUUACAUGUGUUUUUACAUUGAUAAACAACAAUCGUAUUUUGUAAGUAUAAUAAUACUGCAUAUGUGUUGCCGCCAUCGAUAGCUAAUUGGAAUAUAUUUAGGUUGUUAAAAACGAGCGGGGAUACUGGAUUGAACCCAUCUUUCGAAAAAUAA
Molecule: messenger RNA, 1419 nt
Organism: Rhododendron vialii
Lineage: Eukaryota; Viridiplantae; Streptophyta; Magnoliopsida; Ericales; Ericaceae
Product: probable ADP-ribosylation factor GTPase-activating protein AGD15
Exons: 1
Coding region: 278-1033 (251 amino acids)
Molecular function (GO): GTPase activator activity
Source: RefSeq, a predicted model, not a curated record